AUGAACCGGGUUGGCAGGGAACCGUCGUUCGGCUGGGUCGUGCUGUCGCUGGGCGUGCUACUGGGACUGGACCAAGAAGCGCGGGCCAUGACCGGCCAGAGCACGCCGGCCAAUCGCCUCGGUGACAGUAGCUGCGAGCAGCGGACGACGACGACGACCAGCCAGUACGAGGAGUACUUCGACAUCGACAAGAUCGGCAACAACCGCACCGAGCAGCACAUCGUCGACCUGGAGCUGCUUGUGCGGGUCCACAACAUGCAGGAGGAGCUGGCGAUCCUGCUGUCCGCGGCCAACCGGUCCCGCCAGCACCCGGACUACGGGCAGACGUACGAGGUGCGCGUCAGCAAUGUGUACACGGUGAUCUACAAGGAAACGCUGCGCAUGUCCGCCCACCACAGCCACACGUUCAGCUUCUUCCCGGGUGACCAGUUCCGGCUGCGGAUCCAGAUCACGCGCAGCGGCGACAUCACCGUCGCCAUCCCGGUGCUCCAGAAGCAAACGAUCCUGGCGGUGCACGACGACCGCACCCCGAUCGAGGUGUCGUACAUCAGCUUCGGGUCGCGCAUGAACGCCUACCCGGUCACGAUCUACUUCAGCUGUGCCGACGGCGACGGAGCACUGCCGUCCGGUCCGUGGCCACCGUCGGAUCCGUACGCGCCGAACCAACACUCGGACGAGCAGCAGGAGGUGCCAAUGUUCUGGCAACAGGGCAACGACGCUGGCAACGACGGACUGCCCACCUCGGAGGACGAAGAGGAGGGGCACCGGGAGCGUGGAGAGGAUCGCAGUACAGCCGGGCGGGGCACCACAUCUGACAGGGGCAGUGACAGCAGCGAAAGCCUGUCCUGCCCGGUCUGCCCGAAACCCGAAAAGUGCGAAGUGAUCGUGCGGGCGUGCACCUCCGACACCUCGAAGGACCUGCUGAUGGGGACCGGAUCCGGGGCCACGACGUCCACGGGGGGCGAGAAGCAGAAGUACUUCUUCUACUUCAACGUCUACCUGAGCAGCAAAAACGACAAGAACUUUAAGGCGACGGAGGCAGCGGCAGUGGACCAACAGCGGCAGCCAGGAGGGGGGUCACACCAGGCCCAGGGCCGUAACUGAGCCGACGGCACCCAACCGGGGGCCGUUCCUCUACGUUCUUUUCACAUAUCCCUUCCCUAGAACAUAUCGUUCCCUCUAAGCAGCUCGCUAGUCUCGAUAGCAGAAAAGUUGAAUCCCCGUAUUUGGUAUUUGGCAUCGGGGUCGUUGGCCUCCUCUUUACAUUCGGGAUCACCUCUGGUGCAGCAGCACUCCGGAGCGUCCGUUUAAUUAGUGCCCAGUAGAUAGACGCGCGCACACACACACCCUCUCU
Anopheles cruzii is the source of this 1354-nucleotide messenger RNA. RefSeq lists its product as uncharacterized. The record is from RefSeq and is a predicted model, not a curated record. The transcript is spliced from 2 exons. NCBI's taxonomy places the organism in Eukaryota, Metazoa, Arthropoda, Insecta, Diptera, Culicidae. Bases 1 to 1104 code for a protein of 367 amino acids.